CACACACACACACACCAAGAUCAAGACACCAAACAGACACCACCACCACCACCACAACACCACAACGAGACGAGACGAGACGAUUCAAGACAUUUCCAGGUGGUGUGUGUCUGUGUGUGGUGUGGUGGUGAGUGUGGUGUUGAGACAUGGCGCUGCGGGCGGUGGUGGGCGGCGUGGUGAGGCGUGGCCUGGUGGGUGUGGGCGGCGGGCGGGCUGUGGUGGCGCCUACACUCCUGCCGGCGGUCACAGCCGUGCCACAGCCCCAGUGUCAGCCAGCGCGGCAGUAUGCAAUGCGGCAGGAGCUGACAGAACACGGGAUAAUGUGGCGGCGGCCUCAGCGCGUGGACUCCUGGAGGCCGGCCAAAUCAGGUGACCUCUCAGCCUGUGUGGACCCCCAGGACAGCCGGGUCAAGGCCAAGCUGCAGGUGGUCAAGGAGGCACUGGAUGGUGUUGACGACAUAACUCGGCAGCUGCUCACCCUGCAGUUUGGCACCAAGGCGGAGAAGAUGAAGGUGUCCCGUUACGACUCCAUGAGGGACAUCCAGCGCCACCAGUACGACACCGGGUCACUGGAGGUCACUAUUGCCAUGCUAACAGUGCGCAUCAGGAAGGCCCAACAGGAGCUACAGGACACGAAGAGAGGCAAACGUCACACUGUCCGUCAACGCGUGGCCUUGAACGAGAGAAUAGCCAGACGGAAGAAGCUGCUUAAACACUUACGAAGGAUGGACUACAAGAGGUUUGAGUGGCUCAUUCACAAGCUGGAUAUCCUCUACAGACCCCCGCCCAGGUACGUGCGGUGGGUGACUCGGAAGAUCUCUCUGCGCAAGCUGGUGCAUGAACACGGGCGGCAGGUGCAGGUGGAGCGGCUGAGGGAGUACAAGGAGGAGCUGGAGGGACAGACCGCUGUGUUCAUCAAGGAGAAGGAACAAACACUGAGGUGGAUCGCUAACACUGAGAAGGAGCUUGGUCUGCCGGUGUCUGUACAGCUGCCUGGCGGGGUGAGGGGUGAGGGGGGUGUAGGGGUGUUGUGGUGUAGUGGCAGUGGUGUAGCUAGUGUUCUGUUGCCUGGGCCAGCACACGGCCUUCAGUUGAUGUGUUGCCUCUCCCAGAAUGAAUACAAUAUUACAUAGUGAACAUAAUGAGCAGGUUUUUUUAUGAAUUGAUAAUGGGAUUAAGUGUUUUAAAGGAACAUUUAGUAAUUACUCAUAAAUGGUUUUCUUUGAAUGAUUUUAAUCUGUUGAAAAAUGGUCACCUCUUUCUACAAAGAAAAUUUUCCUGCUUUUGUGUUUACAAGAUCGUGAAUAACAUUUUAAAAACCUGUUUGAUGAGCAAGUUGUGUGUCUGUGUGUGGACAACAUGGCAACACUUCCUGACCUUCACCCUCUCUCUCUGUGUGUUAGUGUUAGCUGACAAACACUCUCGCAGGGACCAACACUGGUGGCAGUGGUGAGGGAGACACACACCGCUACUGAUACAUUUCAAACUAAACUCACAACAUUAUAUUGAUGAAGAAACUCCUAAAGCUGCACCUGCCAUGGUGCCAGGGUGCCACGGUGCCUUGAGCCUUCUCCCCUCAUACUGGUGUGGCCCUGUCUAGUGGCAACACCAGUGAAAUGCUGCACUCUUCCUCUUCCAACCAGGAACUCUUGUGCAUCAAUGUCAUCAUCAUCUGUCUCAGAAAGUUGGCAUUCACACAACACAACACAACCCAACACAACCCUUUCUCACAUUUAUUCUCACACAUGCAGUCCAGUUUGUCACCACCAAAAGUGCCACCCCCUCCACACCCCCCCCAGGCAGACCACCCCUUCCACCCCCAGGCAGACCACCCCUCCACCCCGCUAGCUAUGCCACUGUGUAGGGGUGUUGUAGAGUGUUGGAACGGUGUUGUAUGGUGUUGUAGAGUUUAAAGGCCUUGUAGGGGUGUUGUAUGGUGUGUUGCGGUGUUGCGGGUUUUUUUUUUUUUUUUUUUUUAUAUAAUAAUUCUCUCUCUCUCUCUCUCUCUCUCUCUCUCUCUCUCUCUCUCUCUCUCUCUCUCUCUCUCUCUCUCUCUCUCUCUCUCUCUCUCUCUCUCUCUCUCUCUCUCUCAUCCACCAAUAAUUACCACGCACUCACAAAUAAUCCCCCUUUUAAAUAAAUAGUUAAAUUCUGAACACAUAUAUUUAGGAUUUUAAUAGUAGUCGAGGUACGAUAAUGGCGGAUGUAUGUACGAAGGCUGGGGAAGAGAAGAGAAGGGAAGGGAUAUUAUUACCACACACUCGUUAUUAAUUCCCCUUGUAAAUAAAUAGUUAAAUUCUGAA
Portunus trituberculatus (swimming crab) is the source of this 2303-nucleotide messenger RNA. It is a transcript of the gene bonsai, whose product is annotated as 28S ribosomal protein S15, mitochondrial-like. The record is from RefSeq and is a predicted model, not a curated record. Gene Ontology annotation, biological process: translation. Gene Ontology annotation, cellular component: ribosome. The transcript has 5 exons. Bases 147 to 1133 code for a protein of 328 amino acids. Lineage: Eukaryota; Metazoa; Arthropoda; Malacostraca; Decapoda; Portunidae. Gene Ontology annotation, molecular function: structural constituent of ribosome.